CCACUUCGCGGCCCUGGCCCUGCCCAGGAUCGAGGCCCACGUAGCCAUUCCUCCUCCGGGACAGGCCCACAGGGAACUGGUGGCCCGUGAGAACCAGGGCUCUAGAGCCCGAGCAGGUGGGCAGUCAGGGCCUCUCUGUGCCCACGUUGCAGGCGGGGCCGACAAGCAGCAAAUGGACGCUGAGCUGAGGAAGGAGAUGAUGGCCAUCUGGCCCAACCUGUCCCAGAAGACGCUCGACCUGCUGGUCACCCCUCAUAAGUCCACAGACCUGACCGUGGGGAAGAUCUACGCGGCCAUGAUGAUUAUGGAAUACUACCGGCAGAGCAAGGCCAAGAAGCUGCAGGCCCUGCGUGAGGAGCAGAAUCGGACACCACUCAUGUUCCAGCGCAUGGAGCCCCCGUCCCCAACCCAGGAGGGGGGCCCUGGCCAAAACGCCCUCCCGUCCUCCCAGCUGGACCCAGGAGGAGGCCUGUUGGCUCACGAAAGCGGCAUGAAGGAGAGCCCGUCCUGGGUGACCCAGCGGGCCCAGGAGAUGUUCCAGAAGACCGGAACGUGGAGCCCAGAGCGGGGGCCUCCCACCGACAUGCCCAACAGCCAGCCCAACUCCCAGUCUGUGGAGAUGCGAGAGAUGGGCAGAGACGGCUACUCAGACAGCGAGCACUACGUCCCCAUGGAAGGCCAGGCGCGGGCGGCCUCCAUGCCCCGCCUCCCCGCGGAGAACCAGACCAUCUCAGACACCAGCCCCAUGAAGCGCUCAGCCUCCGUGCUGGGCCCCAAGGCCCGGCGCCUGGACGAUUACUCCCUGGAGAGGGUGCCGCCUGAAGACACCCAGCACCACCACCAGCGGCGCCGAGACCGCGGCCACCGAGCCUCUGAGCGCUCCCUGGGCCGCUACACGGACGUGGACACAGGCUUGGGGACCGACCUGAGCAUGACCACCCAGUCCGGGGACCUGCCGUCUAAGGAGCGGGACCAGGAGCGGGGCCGGCCCAAGGACCGGAAGCACCGGCAACACCAUCACCACCACCACCACCACCACCCCCCACCCUCGGACAAGGAACGCUACGCCCAGGAGCGGCCUGACCAUGGCCGGGCCCGGGCCCGGGACCAGCGCUGGUCCCGCUCGCCCAGCGAGGGCCGUGAACACAUGGCACACCGGCAGGUGGGUGUGGCACCGGGCACCCCUGAUCCGAGCCCCCAGGGGGACAGCUCGGGGGUGCGGGACAGGGAAGGGG
Molecule: messenger RNA, 1235 nt
Organism: Herpailurus yagouaroundi (jaguarundi)
Lineage: Eukaryota; Metazoa; Chordata; Mammalia; Carnivora; Felidae
Product: voltage-dependent P/Q-type calcium channel subunit alpha-1A-like
Exons: 7
Biological process (GO): calcium ion import across plasma membrane; chemical synaptic transmission
Cellular component (GO): neuronal cell body; voltage-gated calcium channel complex
Molecular function (GO): high voltage-gated calcium channel activity
Source: RefSeq, a predicted model, not a curated record